AUGGCUGCCAUGUUCAGCCAGAACCCUUUGAUGAAUGGGCCCAACUAUUCGUUCUCCGAUGCCCCCAAGACCAACAGCGGCGAAUUUCGAGAACAUCGAUUUAACCCCUACACCGAUAAUGGUGGCUCGACUCUUGCCAUUGCUGGCGCAGACUUUACCAUCAUGGCUGGUGACACCCGCCACACUAGCGGUUAUAGCAUCAACUCUCGCAUGUCCCCCAAGGUCUUCCGAAUCGGCGGUACCACUGCCUCCCAGGAGGAUGCUACACUAGUCCUAUCUGUCGUCGGCUUCGCUGCUGACGGUGAGGCCCUCCGUGACCACCUCGACACCAUCUGCAAGAUCUAUCGUUACCGCCACGGCAAGCCUAUGACUGUCAAUGCUUGUGCCAAACGCCUCUCUACCGUUCUCUACUCGAAGCGAUUCUUCCCCUACUACUCGCAUGCGAUGCUCGGCGGUCUGGAUGAGGAGGGCAGAGGCGCUGUGUACUCAUACGAUCCCGUGGGGAGCUAUGAGCGAGAGCAGUGCCGAGCAGGCGGUGCUGCGGGCAGUCUGAUCAUGCCUUUCCUGGACAACCAGGUCAACUUCAAGAACCAAUAUAUUCCCGGAAGCGGAGAAGGCCAUGAGCUGAAGGAGCGGGAGCGACGUCCUCUUACGCGAACAGAGGUCGAGACUGUCGUCAAGGAUGCAUUCGAUGGUGCGGUGGAGCGUCACAUUGAGGUUGGUGAUAACCUUCAAAUGCUCAUCAUCACAGCAGACGGUAUUGAGGAGACCUUUUUGCCCUUGAAGAAGGAUUAG
Messenger RNA from Fusarium mangiferae, 795 nucleotides. RefSeq names its product putative proteasome endopeptidase complex subunit PRE7. Bases 1 to 795 code for a protein of 264 amino acids. The transcript has 2 exons. Gene Ontology annotation, cellular component: proteasome core complex. Lineage: Eukaryota; Fungi; Ascomycota; Sordariomycetes; Hypocreales; Nectriaceae. The record is from RefSeq and is a predicted model, not a curated record.